UGCCUUUGAUAGCACCGUUUUGGAUGGAUGUUGACACUCGGCAAACUGGUCAGGUUUGGUACAAUCUCAGUUCCUACUCUGAACAUCUCAAUCGCGCUCAGGCAGACGUAUCGACAUUUUUUCCACAUGAAAGCUCUUUUCAACCAACCAAGAUUUUUAUAGCAACCUGGGUAGAUGUUCCAUGCUGGAAUGCAACAAGAGAUGAUCUGACAAAGAGGAACACAUUCCAGAUCGUUCUUGUAACUGAUGGAGCGACAUCUUUUGCCAUGUUUCAUUACCAGAAAAUAGAAUGGGCUGGAUAUGCUGAUUACGUCACAAAAGCUGUUGUUGGGUUUAAUGCUGGCGACGGUGUAAACAGCUACACUGUGAACAGUUCUGACUAUAAUGACGUCAUCAAUCUUGUAAACAGAUCAAACACAGGCAUAGCUGGCAAGUUCAUCUACCGCGUCGACGGGGACGCCAUUAUAGAACCGGCUAGUGACGAAAUCUCGAUCGCUUAG
This is a messenger RNA of Mizuhopecten yessoensis (Yesso scallop), 500 nucleotides long. RefSeq names its product sushi, nidogen and EGF-like domain-containing protein 1. Gene Ontology annotation, biological process: cell-matrix adhesion. The transcript is spliced from 4 exons. NCBI's taxonomy places the organism in Eukaryota, Metazoa, Mollusca, Bivalvia, Pectinida, Pectinidae. The record is from RefSeq and is a predicted model, not a curated record. The coding region runs from base 24 to 500 and encodes 158 amino acids.